This is a messenger RNA of Colossoma macropomum (tambaqui), 993 nucleotides long. RefSeq names its product retinal homeobox gene 2 (gene rx2). The transcript is spliced from 3 exons. Bases 1 to 993 code for a protein of 330 amino acids. NCBI's taxonomy places the organism in Eukaryota, Metazoa, Chordata, Actinopteri, Characiformes, Serrasalmidae. The record is from RefSeq and is a predicted model, not a curated record. Gene Ontology annotation, molecular function: DNA-binding transcription factor activity, RNA polymerase II-specific; RNA polymerase II cis-regulatory region sequence-specific DNA binding. Gene Ontology annotation, biological process: positive regulation of transcription by RNA polymerase II.
AUGCAUUUGUCUCUGGAUACCAUAAACAUGGCGGACGAUGGCUGCCUCUCGACGGACAACUACCACGACAUGGGCAAAGGAGGGGGCUCAGGCGUUGGGGGCCGAGUCCACAGUAUUGACGUCAUUCUGGGCUUCAGUAAAGACCAGGACCCCCUGCUCAACCCUGUGGGACCUGUGGGGAGCCAUAAAGUGGAUGGAGGUGAUCUAGUGGAACAGGGAAAGCAGGUGACCUCUGACCCCUAUGCUCACCUGCCCAGCUUGUCGGACAAUUCCCAGCAGUCUGCUUAUCAUGACACAGGACUCUUCUCCAGUGAUAAGUGUGAAGGCGACCUUGGAGAUCUUCACCAUGGAGGCGUGGAGAGUGACAGCAGAUCUCCUGAGCCUCCUGAGGAAGACCAACCCAAGAAGAAACACCGGCGCAACCGCACCACCUUCACCACCUACCAGCUGCAUGAGCUGGAGCGCGCUUUUGAGAAAUCCCACUACCCUGAUGUUUACAGCCGGGAGGAGCUGGCCAUGAAAGUUAAUCUCCCAGAAGUGCGAGUGCAGGUGUGGUUCCAGAAUCGACGUGCAAAAUGGCGGCGCCAGGAGAAGAUGGACACCAGCAGCAUGAAACUACAUGACUCGCCCAUGCUGUCAUUCAACCGGCCUCCGAUGCCCUCCAACGUGGGGCCAAUGAGCAACUCCUUGCCCUUAGAUCCCUGGUUAUCAUCACCACUUUCUAGCGCCACUCCCAUGCACAGCAUCCCAGGCUUCAUGGGCCCAGGUCAAAGCAUGCAGCCUGCUUACCCCAGCCACCCAGGAUUCCUCAACUCAUCUCCAGGCAUGGUCCAGGGCAUGCAGCCCAUGCCACCUCCACCAUAUCAGUGCCCACCAGCAUUCAACGACAAAUACCCACUAGAGGACGUGGAUCGCAGUUCCAGCAUCGCUGCUCUGAGAAUGAAGGCCAAGGAACACAUUCAGUCAAUGGACAAAACCUGGCAACCCAUGUGA